AUGGUUAACCGUUACGUCUUCGCCGUUGCCGGCCUCGCCGCUCAGCUCAACGCCCUGCCGUUGAACAUCAACCUUGGUGCCUACUCUCCUGCCUUGGUGGUGGGUGAUGGUGAAAUUUCAUUCGGUGGUAGAAACGAUGUCUCCCAGUUGAUGAACGUGCUGGAAGGCGCGGCAGUUAAUGCUGCUCAAGGUGUUGCGAACGCUCCGGCCGCCGCUCCCGCCAACCCGCAACCGCAGCAGCCGGCGCAGCCCGCAACUCCCGCUGCUCCUGCUGCUGCCUCCGUGGGCGGCGCUACUCCCGUCACUGCGACCUCCGAGAACGGACGAGUCGACGAGGCCCAGGCCAUCGCCGCCCUUCAAGGCAUGGGCAAGGAGAUCGCUCCUCGAGUCUCGCUCACCAAGGCCCGCGCCCCGCCCCCGCAGAAGCGAGACCUCGCCGGCUUCGACCGCGCCCUGAAGUUCGCCGAAGCGGCUCUCACGAAGGGACCCAAGGUUCAGCUGGGCACCGGCGAGGGUGGGUCUGGUGUUGGUAUGAUCGUCGACAACAACCAGCAGGCCGCCGCUCGCCCUGGUAAGGGUGGUGCUGAGGGAGGUGCCGCUGGUGGCGGUGCUGCCGGUGGUGGUGCCGGUGAGGCUGCUGCUCCUGCCGCUGCUCCUCCCGCUGCCGCCGCCCCCGUCAUCGUUGCCCAGCAGAAGGUGAAGGCUCGCGCCGAGGAGCCCCAGCAAGCUCCCCGCCGCCGCAAGGUCACCACCAUGUACGUCCGCUCUGGUGUUCCUGCUGGCGUUGAGAUGACCCCCGAGAAGCUCGUCGCCCGUGACCCCAUGCCCGCUGGUACUCCCGUCGCCCGCCAGGUCAUCCCUGCCACCAACGAGAUCGUUAAGCGUGCCGAGGAAGAGCUGGCCAAGCGCGGUGCCGGUGGCGCCAUUGACACCGUCAACCUCAACGUCAGCGGUGAGGGCGUCACCAUGACCUUCGUCGAGAGCGAAGCCCCCGAGGAUGAGCAGUAA
Molecule: messenger RNA, 1008 nt
Organism: Colletotrichum karsti
Lineage: Eukaryota; Fungi; Ascomycota; Sordariomycetes; Glomerellales; Glomerellaceae
Exons: 3
Coding region: 1-1008 (335 amino acids)
Source: RefSeq, a predicted model, not a curated record